CGACGUGACCUGAAUCCCUCUCAAAGUAAAUAUGUGAACAUAAAUGACAGUUUCGGAGUAGCCCUGUCUGACCUCAUGCCGCUGGCUGCUCCUGAUGCCCCGCAGAACACGGAAGGGUAGCCUGUUGAAAUCGAAGCCACAGCUACUGUUCCUCGAACCUCCGGUAGAUGGCGCCACACACCACUACGGGCCUCAAGUGCGAAGCGCACUCAACCCCAGGUCUUUUCUGUCGGAACAGCGGACGAGCAACUCUGAGCAUUCUUCAUGGGUGACCCCCCAGUUUGACUCCAGCAUGCAGCUGCAGUGUCCUGUACGCAGAAGAGGAGGAGGGACUAGGAAGAGCUUGGGCAGCAGUGUUCUGGACAGGAGUUUGCUGCUCUCUUUACCACAGCUCAGGAAAACCAGCGUCUGCAAAUUCCCCCCUCUGUCCUUUGAGAAGCACGUCGCACCCCAGCCUCGCCCCCAAACUUCCACGCGUGGAGAUAGGACGAAUCACCCCCCCACAGGGGCCCUGCAGGAGAGGCUCUGCCUACUCUUUCCUCUGACUCCGCUCGGCACACAAUCACCCCCUGAUGUGUUGGUGAGUGACACUCCAGAGCAGGACUAUGGGCUGAGGGUGAGCAGAAGGAGGAGGAGGAGGAGGUUCCUCCAGGACUGA
Messenger RNA from Megalops cyprinoides (Indo-Pacific tarpon), 658 nucleotides. It is a transcript of the gene rhno1, whose product is annotated as RAD9-HUS1-RAD1 interacting nuclear orphan 1. Gene Ontology annotation, cellular component: chromosome; nucleus. The coding region runs from base 95 to 658 and encodes 187 amino acids. The transcript is spliced from 4 exons. NCBI's taxonomy places the organism in Eukaryota, Metazoa, Chordata, Actinopteri, Elopiformes, Megalopidae. The record is from RefSeq and is a predicted model, not a curated record. Gene Ontology annotation, biological process: cellular response to ionizing radiation; DNA damage checkpoint signaling; recombinational repair.